UAACUAUUUUCGGUUGACGCCGAUUUUUCUAACUUAUCCUUUCCUCUGUUCCCCCUCUCUACUCUCUCUCUCUUAGUUACUCGCGCGUUCUAUUCAGCUCUCUCUCACUCUCUCUCUUUGGAUUGACGGGACAAAAAGCUUUCAAAAACUAGGCGUCCCUUCCCAACUCUAAAACGCGCCCCUCAGAAACAAACCCUAGCGCUCUCUCUCUCUCCGUUGCUGUUCCCUUUUUGUUCUUUAUUUCUUCUCUCUCCGCGUUUCUUUUAGAUUCUGUUUGGAUGCUUUGAAUCCUUGAUUUUCUUUUUCUUCUUUUUUUUUUCUUUUGUUCGCUGAAGCUUUUGAAGGAUGGAAGAUAAAGAAGGGGCCGAUCCACGGAAUGAGUUUACGUCCGAUUCGAGCUGGACACUGCCUGGACCUGACCCGGUCUCCGACAGCGUCAAUUACUUCUUCGAUAGGGAAAGCAGUAUACUGAGUGAGUUUGGUUGGAAUUUACAACCGGACCAGGCUGAAGAGAUUGAGCGGUUCGGUGAACUCGACCGUACCGAAACCAGGCCUGAUUUGGCGGGAAACUUUAGCGGCUCACAGAGCUCUGGUGCAGCUGCUGCUGGUUCGGGUUCGGGGACGGCGACGAAUCCGAGCGGGUCAGCUGACGUGUCGACAUCGAAUCCGUCGGUGUCGUCGAGCUCCAGCGAAGAUCCGCCGGAGAAAUCUACGGGCUCCGGCGGGAAACCGCCCGAGAUACCGAGUAAGGUCAGGAAGAAGGGGCAAAAGCGAAUCCGGCAGCCAAGAUUUGCAUUUGUGACCAAGAGUGAAGUUGAUCAUCUUGAAGAUGGCUAUCGGUGGCGGAAAUAUGGACAAAAGGCAGUUAAAAAUAGUCCAUACCCUAGGAGCUACUAUCGCUGCACAAAUAGCAAAUGCACAGUGAAGAAGAGGGUAGAACGUUCCUCUGAAGAUCCCACCACUGUCAUUACUACAUAUGAAGGUCAACACUGUCAUCACAGUGUCGGAUUCCCCCGUGGUGGACACAUCAGCCACGAAGCUGCCUUUGCUGGUCAAUUGACUCCUGCAAUCUCACAAUUUUAUUAUCCAGGGGUACAGUUACAUAGGGAAAUUCCUCCAAGCAUAACACAGCCACACCAAGUACCCAUUGACGUAGGAGGAUCUCGUACGCUGCCAGAACCAACCCCUCAGCUUCCCACAGAUGAAGGGUUACUUGGGGAUAUUGUGCCUCCUGGAAUGCGUAACAGAUGAGAAAGAAAACAUGUGUGUACAGGCAAGGCAGUGAUCGGUUCUAAGGACCAUCUCCGGGAUAUCAGAAGAGCCAAAGCCAAGGGCAAUUUUUUCCAAGAAGUGAGUUCGUUACCGGAAAACACAAUCCGUAAGAGACCCAUUUGGGAGAUGUACAUGCGUUGGGACGAGCUCACCCUCUUUCACUGCACCACAUCGCCCCUCCCAAACGUCUCUCCUUAAAUAUCAAUGUUAUACUAACAUGAAUCAGGUAUUGCUGCUCACAUGAGUUCAUUCUCUCUCAUGAACAGGUUUAUCUAACCUGAUGCCUUCAAUUCUAAUCAAUAUCAUCAUAUAUCGUUCUCCAUGCAUGUGAAUAUAUUGAUGAAAUUCCCUA
Messenger RNA from Theobroma cacao (cacao), 1624 nucleotides. RefSeq names its product WRKY DNA-binding protein 57 (gene WRKY57). The record is from RefSeq and is a predicted model, not a curated record. Gene Ontology annotation, molecular function: sequence-specific DNA binding; DNA-binding transcription factor activity. Gene Ontology annotation, biological process: regulation of DNA-templated transcription. Lineage: Eukaryota; Viridiplantae; Streptophyta; Magnoliopsida; Malvales; Malvaceae.